GGUCUCUGGUCUUAGGAACCUUUAAAAGAGGCUGGUUCUGCAGCGGUGUAGUUCGGAUUCAAAGCAGCUUCUGCGUGUUUAGUGCAUAUGCAGAAUAGUUGUGUAUUUUUGUUUGUUCUGAUCGGUUCACUCCUCACGUGUCCGCGCGCAACCCGCUGAUCAGCCCGUACAUGUUGGAGUGAUCAGGUCUCCGGUGGUGACGGUAACGCACAGGCGGGCAGCCACCUCCGUGCGCCCGGGGGAGAAGCGGCCACCAUGCUGUUCCCGUCGGACGGCCCCUUCAACAUCUCAUGCACAAACUGCACCGAGGAGCUCAACUCGACGCAGCAGCCGGAGGCCGGAGCCGCUGCGGGCCUCAGCGGGAAGAGAAACGACACCGACCCGUUUGGACGCAACGAGCAGGUGGCCAAGAUCGAGAUCACCGUCCUGAGCCUCGCGUUUCUUGCGGCGGUGGUUGGGAAUGUGAGCGUGCUGCUGGCCAUGUCCAAAAACCGGCGGAAACCGUCGCGCAUGCACCUGUUCAUGAAGCACCUGAGCCUGGCGGAUCUGGUGGUCGCGUUCUUCCAAGUGCUGCCGCAGCUCUGUUGGGAGAUCACCUUCCGUUUCUACGGACCGGACUUUCUGUGCCGCAUCGUGAAACACCUGCAGGUGCUGGGCAUGUUCGCCUCCACCUACAUGAUGGUGAUGAUGACCCUGGACCGCUACAUCGCCAUCUGCCACCCGCUGCAGACGCUCCAGCAGCCAACGCAGCGCGCAUACAUGAUGAUCGGCUCCACCUGGGCGUGCAGCCUGGUCCUCAGCACCCCGCAGUACUUCAUCUUCUCCCUGAGCGAGGUGCGUCCCGGCUCGGCCGUGUACGACUGCUGGGGACACUUCGUGGAGCCGUGGGGGGUGCGCGCCUACAUCACCUGGAUCACGGCCGGGAUCUUCCUCGUGCCCGUGGCCGUGCUCAUCUUCUGCUACGGAUUCAUCUGCCGCACAAUCUGGAGGAACCUCAAGUACAAGACCCACCGGAAGAGCGUCGGCGCCGUGGCCGAGGCCACUAAGAACGGGAUCCUGGGCAGGAACUCGGUGAGCAGCGUCAGCACCAUCUCCCGUGCCAAAUUACGCACGGUGAAGAUGACUUUCGUGAUCGUGCUGGCGUACGUGGUGUGCUGGGCGCCUUUCUUCACCGUGCAGAUGUGGUCCGUGUGGGACGAGACCUUCUCCUGGGACGACUCUGAGAACACCACCGUCACGUUGUCCGCCCUGCUGGCCAGUCUCAACAGCUGCUGCAACCCCUGGAUCUACAUGAUCUUCAGCGGACACCUCCUCUCCGACUUUGCCAGCAGCCUGCCGUGUUGCCGCUCGCUGAGGAACAAGUUUGUCCACCGGGAUUCGGACAGCAGCAUCCGCCGGACCACGCUGCUGUCCCGCCUGCACGGCCCACGCCUCUCAGAGCCGUUCAGAGACCUGAACCCCACCCCCAAAACCUGUCCGCAGUGCCCAUCUACAUCCUGACCGGUGGAAACCCUGCCUGAAGUGAUCUGAAUCUGCUGGUCUGUGGCGGUGAAGGAAGGUCCCAGCUCAGCUGAGGGUCACACCUACAGUUUGCUUUCUUUGGUCCAAACCAGAGUGGAAAAGUUUACCCCGAGGCGGCUUAUAGUGUUGGUCUGAUUAGGUUUAGACAAAGAGUUUUAAUGUCUAAUGUCAGCCUGACAGAUUGGAUUUUUGAGGGUCAAAACAGAUCCAUUCAUGUAAACUUUAUCUAUUAGCAUGACGGUCUUGAUUUCGCUCUUUGGUGUAACUUAACUGCUUUAGUGUCAAACGUGAAAAAUGGCUGAUAAUGAGCAUCUGUCUACAGUGAGGUUCAUUUUGUGACAUGUUUUGUGAUCCCCUUGGAUUUCCUGCACAUCACUGAGUGAACUAACCUCAGGUGAUUAAAGUUACUGAGUCGUUGUGGAAUCUGAUUUGGGCUUGAUGACAGAGGGGUCCAAACUGGACCGAGUCUGUGCCAGUCUGGGUCAGUUGGUGUUUACGGUCGGCAGAUAAAAUCAGAUAAAAAGAGCCUGGCGUCACAUCUGUGGUUCCAGAAACAUGCAGUAGAAAUGUACAGCGUCACCGUUUGACAACGUUUGGCGACUGGGCUGCAGUAACAGCACAGUCACAACUCUUUGUAAAGGUACUUCACACUGACUACUUUUAUUAUUAAUUAUCACACCGAUUAGUCAUUUGGACUAUCGUAAAAAUUUCAAGCAAAUAGUUAAAAAUGUGCACAAGUAUGUAAGUUUACAUAUUUAAAUAAUUGGUUUCGUCCAUCUAUCAGUACAACUGCUCCACAGAAGACAAAGAAAACCAGUAAAUAUUUACAUUUGAGGAGCAGGAACCAAAGUCUGGAUUUAUUAAACUUCCAUCAGAACUGCUGCUGAUUUAUUUCCUUUCUGUUAGCUGCUGAUAACCAGACUGUUUCAGCUCUAAAAGGUUUACUCCUUAAUUUAGCUCAGAUUCUUCUGUACCUGCUGCACCUUGUUGUAAUUGUUAAAAAUGAGUUUGUAAUUUGAAGCUUCUGAAGUGUAACGAUUUCUACAUUCAUAUUAAAGUCAUGUGAAAGCCAGUGUGAGCUUAUUCAAGUGUACAUUACCCUCAGUCCCUUUGGAUAGUAAACAGACAAGAGUGACAAAUAUAAUGUUGGAUGUAUGAUGAAUAAAAUGCACUUUGUUUAAUAGAAAUGAUGUUGUU
Molecule: messenger RNA, 2718 nt
Organism: Scatophagus argus
Lineage: Eukaryota; Metazoa; Chordata; Actinopteri; Scatophagidae
Product: arg8-vasotocin receptor-like
Exons: 2
Coding region: 256-1500 (414 amino acids)
Biological process (GO): regulation of systemic arterial blood pressure by vasopressin; positive regulation of vasoconstriction; G protein-coupled receptor signaling pathway
Cellular component (GO): membrane
Molecular function (GO): vasopressin receptor activity; peptide binding
Source: RefSeq, a predicted model, not a curated record